AUGGCAACACUAACUGAAGGAAACGAGCAACAGCAAGAACAAACUUGUAAUUCAUCAAAUCGAUCACCCUAUCAUGUCAAAUUUACUGACAAUAAUCAAAAUUAUCCGCAACGCCAAAAUAGCACAAAUCAAGAUGAUUUAUCAUCAACAUCUCGACAUGGUUCAUUAUCAUCUACUGAAAAAAGUGGACGUUUUGUUGUUGUUAAAUCAUCUGAAGUGUCAGAUACAAAUGAAAAUGACGUAGUUAGUAAUGUAAAUUUAACAAAUGAAAAUGAAAAACUACCAUUACAAACUGGACAAGCAUCUGAAUGUUCCAUUAAAUUAAAUGAAAGUAUUUUUGAAGAACGUGACGAUCGACCACGAACAGUACUGGAUCAACUAUAUAAUUAUAGAGGUGGUAUUGUACCAAAUGCAGCAGAAGCUGAAAAACCAACAGGACCUCAUCAGAAAUCAGCAAAUCUUGGUACAAUAUUUGGUGUUUACCUUCCAUGUGUUCAAAAUAUAUUCGGUGUUAUUGUAUUUAUUCGUCUUUUUUGGUUAAUUGGCAUUGCCGGUGCACUUCAAACACUCUUGAUUGUUCUUAUUUGUAGUUCAUGCACUCUUCUAACAGCUAUUUCAAUGGCAGCUAUUGCUACAAACGGUCUAGUGCCAGCCGGUGGAGCUUAUUUUAUGAUAUCACGUUCCCUUGGACCUGAAUUUGGUGGUGCCGUUGGAAUAUUAUUCUAUCUUGGUAAUACAUUUGCUGCUUCCAUGUAUAUUGUUGGAGCUGUUGAAAUUGUCGUCAAAUAUAUGUGUCCAGAAAAAUGUCGCCUUUUUGGUGAUGAUGUUGAAAAACCAUUAAUAGCCUUUAAUCAUUAUCGUAUAUAUGGUACUAUACUUCUUCUACUAAUUGGAACGUGUGUUUUAAUUGGUAUUCGAUUUGUAACAAGAAUUGCUCCAUUGUCAUUAUUUGCUGUUGUCAUAUCUAUAUUGGCUAUAUAUGCUGGUGUUAUUAAAAGUUCAUUUAGCCCACCGGAUUUACCUAUUUGUCUUGUUGGUUCAAAUCCAAGUCAUUUAAUAAAAUCUAAUGUAUUACAGAAUGAUAUACGUCACUAUUGUCAUGGAAUUCAAUGGUGUAACGAAGGUAAUGAAACUAGAUUAUGUCCACUUUAUGCAUCUAUAUGUAAUAAUAAAUCAUUAAAUACAUUAUGUGCCAGUGAUCAUAUAAAUGAUGUUCGAAUUGAACAAGGUGUACCCGGAUUAAAACAUUGGCAAUUAUCCGAAAAUCUUUUUUCACAUUAUCGUGCUGAAGGUGAAAUUGAACGUGAUAUAAAAGGUGAUGCAACAUUUGAAGUUGUUGCACAAGAAUUAACAACAUUUUUAAUACUAGUUGGUAUUUAUUUUCCAUCAGUUACCGGCAUUAUGGCUGGUUCAAAUCGUAGUGGAGAUUUACGUGAUCCAAGUCGAAGUAUUCCACGUGGAACUAUUGCUGCUAUAUUAACAACAUCAUUUGUUUAUUUCUCAAAUGUAAUUUUUUUGGCAGCAUGUAUACAUGGUUCAUUAUUAAGAGAUAAAUUUGGUGAUAGCAUUAAUAAACAAUUAGUUGUGUCAGUUUUAGCAUGGCCAAGCAAAUGGGUUAUUAUGAUAGGAGCGUUUUGUUCGACGGUUGGAGCUGGUUUACAAACGUUAACAGGUGCACCAAGACUUUUACAAGCGGUAGCUAAAGAUGAUUUGAUACCAAUACUUCGUCCAUUAGCAAAAUCUUGGCGGGGUGAACCAAUACCAGCACUUUUUCUUACAUUAUUUAUUUGUGAAUGUGGAAUUUUAAUAGCUGAUGUCGAUAAACUUACAGCACUUCUAUCAAUGUUUUUUUUAUUAUGCUAUGGAUUUGUUAAUUUAGCUUGUGCAUUACAAACUAUUUUAAAAGCACCUAGUUGGCGACCACGUUUUCGUUUUUAUCAUUGGAUUCUUUCUAGUAUAGGUGUACUUCUUUCUGUUUCAAUUAUGUUUAUUGCUUCAUGGUAUUUUUCUCUUAUUGCUAUGUUGAUUGCAAUAAUCAUAUAUAAAUUUAUUGAAUAUAAAGGAGCGGAAAAAGAAUGGGGAGAUGGUAUACGUGGUUUAUCCAUGUCAGCAGCUCGUUAUGCAUUAUAUCGUGUUGACGAAGCUCCACCACAUACAAAAAAUUGGAGACCUCAAUUACUUGCAUUUAUUAGUAUUGAAAGAAAUGAUGAAAAUGAAACAUAUACAUUACGUCAUUCGACAGUAUUCAAUUUUCUUUAUCAACUUAAAGCUGGAAGAGGUUUCGUUGUUGCAGCAAGUGUUUUAGAAGGUGAUUAUCUUGAUAAAUAUCAACAGAUUGAACCAGUUCGUGCAUUAUUAAGAUCUGGUUUGGCUCAAGCUAAAGUACAAGGUUUUGCUGAAGUAUUGGCUGCUAAAGAUGUUGAAGAUGGUAUUAGUACAUUAAUUCAAACGGAAGGUUUAGGUGGUUUAAGACCAAAUACAAUUGUUCUCUGUUGGCCGGCACAAUGGAAAAAAGAUUUUGAUGGUUUUGCAGCUGAAGCAUUUAUUCGUAUGGAAACAAUUCAAACGGAAGGUUUAGGUGGUUUAAGACCAAAUACAAUUGUUCUCUGUUGGCCGGCACAAUGGAAAAAAGAUUUUGAUGGUUUUGCAGCUGAAGCAUUUAUUCGUACUAUUGCUAUUGCUGAAGCUCGUAAAUGUGCUGUAAUUGUUCCGAAAAAUAUUGAUAAUUUUCCAGAUUCUAAAGAAAAUCAAGACGGUACAAUUGAUAUUUGGUGGAUUAUACAUGAUGGUGGCCUUCUUUUUCUUAUUGCUUUUCUAUUAAAACGUAAUAAAGUUUGGUCACGUUGUCGGAUACGUCUAUUUACUGUGACACAAAUUGAAGAUAAUUCAAUUGCUAUGAAAAGAGAUCUUGAACAAUAUAUGUAUCAAUUACGUAUUGAAGCAGAAGUAGAUGUUGUUGAAAUGGCAGAUCAAGAAAUUUCAGCAUAUGCUUAUGAAAAAUCACUUAGAUUAGCUGAACGUAUUAAAUUACUUAAAGAUUUGAAAUUAGGUGAUAAAGAUCUCCAACUUCAAGCAAUAGGAUUUGAACGCCGAACGAGCAAAUCUCAAAUACCUAUGGAAACAAUGAUAAACAAUCAACAACGACGACAAUCUAGCCUUGAUGAACACAAUAAUCAAUAUCAUUAUACAUUUACACCAGAUCAAUUAGAAAGUUUUAAAAAAAAUGUAACUGAUUCAUCUAUGCGUAAAAUGCAUUCAGCUGUAAGACUCAAUGAACAAAUUAAAGAACGUUCACGUGAUGCUAAACUUGUUCUUAUUAAUCUUCCAUCACCACCAUCGAAACAAUCAAGUUUAGCUGCAUAUUCUUAUAUGGAAUACGUCGAUGCAUUAACAGAAGGUUUAGAUAGAUUAUUAUUAAUGCGUGGUAGUGGACGCGAAGUUAUCACAAUAUUCUCUUAA
Molecule: messenger RNA, 3459 nt
Organism: Rotaria sp. Silwood2
Lineage: Eukaryota; Metazoa; Rotifera; Eurotatoria; Philodinida; Philodinidae
Source: the annotation of a GenBank genome assembly